ACCUUGCUUCCAGCUCAGGUAGCCACUUCUUAUUUCUACUACUGUUGUGCCAUGGAUCUGUACACUCUGCUCACCAGCGCUCUGUGCACCCUGGCACUGCCAUUGCUGCUCCUUCUCACCGCUGCCAAACUCUGGGAAGUCUACUGCCUGAGGCGCAAAGAUGCCGCCUGCGCUAACCCACUGCCCCCGGGCACCAUGGGACUGCCCUUCUUCGGAGAGACUCUGCAAAUGGUGCUACAGAGGCGCAGGUUCCUCCAAGUGAAGCGAAGCCAAUACGGUCGCAUCUACAAGACGCAUCUGUUCGGCAGCCCCACGGUGCGCGUUACGGGCGCGGAGAACGUUCGACAGAUCCUGAUGGGGGAACACAAGCUGGUGUCGGUGCACUGGCCGGCCUCUGUGCGCACCAUCCUAGGGGCCGGCUGUCUGUCCAACCUGCACGACAACGAGCACAAGUACACCAAGAAGGUGAUCGCGCAAGCCUUCUCCCGGGAAGCCCUCGCUAAUUACGUGCCGCAGAUGGAAGAAGAGGUGAGAUGCUCCGUGAACCUGUGGCUGCAGAGCGGCCCCUGUGUGCUGGUGUAUCCCGCCAUCAAACGAAUGAUGUUCCGCAUUGCCAUGAGGCUCCUGCUCGGCUGUGAUCCCCAACGCAUGGACCGCGAACAGGAGGAAACGCUGCUCGAAGCCUUCGAGGAAAUGAGCCGAAAUCUUUUCUCUUUGCCUAUUGAUGUGCCGUUUAGCGGCCUCUACCGGGGUCUGCGGGCCAGAAACCUAAUUCAUGCCCAAAUUGAGGAAAACAUCAAGGAAAAGCUGCAAAGAGAACCAGAUGAACAUUGCAAGGAUGCCCUGCAGCUGCUGAUUGACUAUAGCCGCAGGAAUGGCGAGCCCAUCAACUUGCAGGCAUUGAAAGAGUCCGCAACUGAGCUCUUGUUUGGAGGCCACGGAACCACGGCAAGUGCUGCCACGUCCCUCACCUCUUUUCUUGCGCUUCACAAAGACGUUCUGGAAAAGGUCCGCAAGGAGCUUGAAACACAGGGUCUCUUGUCCACUAAACCCGAGGAAAAGAAGGAACUGAGCAUCGAAGUACUUCAACAGUUAAAGUAUACUAGCUGUGUCAUUAAGGAGACUCUGCGGCUCAGCCCACCAGUGGCCGGUGGAUUUCGCGUGGCUCUCAAGACGUUUGUAUUAAAUGGCUAUCAGAUUCCCAAGGGCUGGAAUGUUAUAUACAGCAUUGCUGACACCCACGGUGAGGCCGAUCUGUUUCCCGACACGGACAAAUUCAACCCUGACCGCUUUCUAACGCCACUUCCCAGAGAUUCCUCAAGGUUUGGCUUCAUCCCUUUCGGAGGUGGAGUGAGGUGCUGCAUCGGCAAAGAAUUUGCUAAAAUCCUUCUCAAGGUGUUCGUGGUGGAAUUGUGUCGUAAUUGCGACUGGGAGCUCCUGAACGGAUCCCCCGCCAUGACAACCUCCCCGAUUAUCUGUCCUGUGGACAACCUACCCGCUAAAUUCAAACCCUUCUCCAGCUCUAUUUAAGCAAUAGAUUCUGUGUGUAAACCUACUUACAUAGCAUCUUAAAGUUGUACAUAGUGGCUUUUGUAACUGGUUUUAUAUUUAAUUUGUACAGUGUUGCAGUUAUUUAUUCUUUUUUUGUUUUUCUCACUGAAUUGAAGCACUAUUUGCGCUCUUGCCCGUGGUGUCUGGGAUUUGCAUCAUUGGACAUGUUUUAUCGCAUCUCUGUAAAUGUUCCUGUAAAUAUGGUUUUAUUUUGUUUGCUCUAAUAAAGUAUUAACAGAAUGUAAAAA
This is a messenger RNA of Xenopus laevis (African clawed frog), 1799 nucleotides long. It is a transcript of the gene cyp26a1.S, whose product is annotated as cytochrome P450 family 26 subfamily A member 1 S homeolog. Gene Ontology annotation, cellular component: endoplasmic reticulum membrane. Gene Ontology annotation, biological process: retinoic acid catabolic process; sterol metabolic process. Gene Ontology annotation, molecular function: oxidoreductase activity, acting on paired donors, with incorporation or reduction of molecular oxygen; iron ion binding; oxidoreductase activity. NCBI's taxonomy places the organism in Eukaryota, Metazoa, Chordata, Amphibia, Anura, Pipidae. The record is from RefSeq and is marked provisional.